This is a messenger RNA of Linnemannia hyalina, 255 nucleotides long. NCBI's taxonomy places the organism in Eukaryota, Fungi, Mortierellomycota, Mortierellomycetes, Mortierellales, Mortierellaceae. The record is from the annotation of a GenBank genome assembly.
AUGCUCACUCACAUUCGCCUCUGGACCCCAAUGUCCAUCGCCAAGACGGUCCUGCACAAGUUUGUUAGCUACUUGGUGGCGCCGGCCUCGAAGCUAAUCUGGAAACCUCGGUGCUCCGAGACGACCGCGUGGGAACAGACCCAGGGCAUCUCUGCCAAGGACAUGACAUCCAAGUACACAGGCCUCCGAGGCGACAGGAGUCAAGGAUACGGUUACAUCACGAACGAUGGUUCUGCCCGUGUGGCGCUUCGCUAG